Molecule: messenger RNA, 3327 nt
Organism: Fusarium odoratissimum NRRL 54006
Lineage: Eukaryota; Fungi; Ascomycota; Sordariomycetes; Hypocreales; Nectriaceae
Exons: 3
Coding region: 1-3327 (1108 amino acids)
Biological process (GO): regulation of transcription by RNA polymerase II
Molecular function (GO): DNA-binding transcription factor activity, RNA polymerase II-specific; zinc ion binding
Source: RefSeq, a predicted model, not a curated record
AUGGACGAUCUACUCGCAAUCUCAAAGUCCAUCCUGGACAAGGUGCCGCGGCUCCAGGCGCUAGACAACUACUUCAGAACUCCAGAGAUCCUUGCGCGACAGCAACGUGUCGAUCAGCUUGAGGAGCUGGCCCAGCAGAAUGCUAAGAGAUUCCGCGAGGACACAGCUGGCAAGAUUGAUAUCCGGCCGUUUAGGACGCUCGUUUUGGAGCAAUCCAAGCUCGAGGAGGAAAUCGAGAAAGACAGAGCUCUGUUUUUGAAACAGCUCCUCAACGACUGGGGCACGGUUCCGGAAAGCCUUCAGGCGCUGGCAGCUUCUACAUCCCAAACUCCACAAAAUCUUUUGCCAACUGAUUCGAUACCCACGCCCCCAGCUCCACGAGCUCCAUUUCCAGCUAGUUCGAUACCUACACCUUCGCACAGCUCUGCAGUCCACGAUGGUCUGGAAAGAGCCGAGCCAGAGCGCAAUGCGACCGCUGGAUCCCAACCCUCAUUGACCGAUAAUGCCGAACGUAUCUCGAGCAGAAAGCCCCGAACCUCUGCAUCGCGACGAAGAUCCUCCAACAUCUCGCGCGAUGAGAACCGACUCGUCAAACGCAGUCGUCGAGGCGAAAUAACACCUUCCCUUACGCCGGACCGAUCUAUCAAGUUCAACGAGGUCUUUCAGGGUGGCGACGCUCCAGCCAAGUACAGGAUUGUGCAGUUUCCGUUUCGCCAAGGAAAUUGGUACAUCUUGGAGUGCAAGGACUGCGAUAUCCAGUUCCAAGGAGAGGAUGUUGUUGAGGAUGCAUAUGACCAUUUCUAUCACAACCACGGCCGCAGUUUUAGUACCACAGAGGAGCAAGUUGUUCAGGUGCUGGGCACCCAUGUGUCGGACUGCAAUACGGAGCUCGCCGAGAAAAACAAUGCGCUCUGUACCCUACCUCCGGAUCCAGAUGGCGACGAGACAGAGCUUGAAAAUGGAGAUGAAGAGCCAUCCGAACGCCCGAACCACGCGAAUACACGAAAGAAGAAAGGGAAACGCGGGAGACGGAAGAAUCCCUCCGCUCAUUGGGUGCCUCCCAAGGCAUUCAAGGAUGUUGAUCCUCGAAUCAUCAAUGCAAAGCCGGGCGACAUCGUCUGCUUGUAUAAUGACAGAACCAAGUCCUUUUCUCCUCUCAUGAUCCUUCCGUGGGGACCUUUCCCACGUUUCAAGCUCAAUAAGGUCUUACAGGACGUAGAACUCCACACAACAAUCCCCAAAUGCUAUGAUGGUGCAAAACCCACGGAUCUUACUCCGUCACCUUGGGCCCCUGGCUAUGAAGACAAUGGCGACUUGGCUCACAAGCGUAGCCUUCCGGGUCUUUUCUUUCGUGCUGCUCAAGAUUUCCCAUAUGACUGCAGGUCGGGUUGGGUCCCGUUGAACAAGCUCAAGGUCUACGAUAAGGCUUGCCCUCGCACUCGGAACAAAGAAUCCGUUGAAGAGUACAUCGAAUACUAUGCAGAGUGGUGCAAUGACCCAUCGGCCGGGGGCAUGCAGGAUGAGGCGACCGCACCAGAGAGAACCCAUCGGCUUCAACCAGGAAGCCAUCGAGGUCCUGAGAACAGCGCCGUAGGUCAGUCCAUGGCACGGAGUACAGUUCAAAGCCCUCGACACUUGGCAGAACAGAACAGUGUUGCGCCUACAAUUGAAGAUGUUGAUAUCAAGGAAGAGCCAGAAGAUGACAACGAACAUAGCGAAUAUGACGAAAGAGAAGAGAGUGAAGGCAGGGAGGAAGAAGGGGAAGAACACUGUGAUGAGCAAAGACCUCAAUGUUCACGAUGUCUCGAUAAAGACAUCCCAUGUGAAUAUCCUCGUCAAAAAUCUCGUGCAUUGAGAUCACCUACUCAAGAAGACACAUGGAGUCAACUCCAGUCUCUCACCAUCCCAACGCCAUACUACGCCCGUUCAACAAGCGCGAGUCUCUCAACGUCAGAUCUCUCACCGGGCUUGUCGCCCUAUCUCGCACCAAGCCCCAACUUCACUCUCCUCCCGCAAGAAAUCCCCCUUCCAUCCGUCGAUCUCGGCGCCGCAGAGCUUGAACUCUUUAGUUACUAUCUCUCCCACACAGCGCGCUCUCUAGCCUACGAUGAAGAUGAUUUGUAUGCAUUGCAAGUUGGAUUUCCCAAUCUUGCUUUCAGAAGUAAACCCCUCAUGAGCUCUAUCCUCGCUCUCGCAGCUGUGCGAAAAUGUCACGAUUUGAUAUCUCAACCUUUGCAGAGGAUCGACAAGAGUCAAGUUAGGCAUUUACUUGCUCUUGCAGAUGAACAUCAUAGGGCUUCGCUUCGGCAGACGAGGGCUGAUAUUCCAAUUGCUAAUCAUUACGACCACGUUGUUGCGAAUGCACCGCUGAUGGUCCUUUACGCAACGGCGAAUCACGCUGUGAGAAUUCACGUUGAAAAGACAUUGGAUGCAGGGGAGAGAACGAGCUUGGCGCCGGUGCAGUUACACUGGAUGACGCUCAUCCGGGCGGCGCAUCUAGCGUAUACGGGUCUUUUGCACUCGACGAAGGAUUUUGGAUUCUUGGAGGACUUUACGGCUAGUCCGCCUGACAUCACCUUGAACAGCCAGUCAACUAAUGGCUUGAUUCCUUUGGGGGAGAACGGACCUACGCCCCAGACAGAGCAACUUCUCAUGCCUAUUAUCGCGGCGACAUCGGGGUCAGCGCUGGAGAAGUUACGAAUGAGAGCGCAGGCUUUGGAGUUCGCUGCGCACUUGAAGCCAUCCUGGGAGUCACCGGGUGAGGAUACUGAACUUCAAGCCUGUCUUGUUGCCCUCGAAGCGCUGAGCAGUAUCGUGAAUGAGCUGUUUCACCCAGAUCAGAGCGCUUAUACAGAUUCCCAACAACCUGAUCUAGAAGCGGGUUGGGCUGCACUGAGUCAACUCUCAGAUGUAUCACCUUGGCUACGAAAUUACAUGGCCCGCGUAACAUUCUCGACACCACCCAAACCCCUCCGCCGAACAAUAAUGUGGUUCCUGAACCGGAUCCCCAGCGAAUUUCUCAGCAUCGUCGAGUCUGUGCUAGAUAACAUCCCCACAAGUCCAGGAAAUAUUCCCGACGAGGGUAUUCAGUGUGAAGGCGAUGUCUCUGAGACGACGAGACUUGCUAUGGAUAUCUUCUCUCAUUGGCUUGUUUUGGUUAUGCUGUUAGAUGGUGUUUGGUGGAUUGGAGGUAUUGGGGCUUGUGAGUUGGGGAGGAUAGUGAAGUAUACGAGAAGGAAGAAUUUCUUUGGGGAGUUUCUGGGGAUGGAGACGUGGUGGCCGAGGAGUAUGCUUAAUAUUGCUAUGGAAAUAGGAAGUCAAUCCUAG